This is a messenger RNA of Penicillium longicatenatum, 936 nucleotides long. Its product is annotated as short-chain dehydrogenase. NCBI's taxonomy places the organism in Eukaryota, Fungi, Ascomycota, Eurotiomycetes, Eurotiales, Aspergillaceae. The transcript is spliced from 6 exons. The record is from RefSeq and is a predicted model, not a curated record. Bases 1 to 936 code for a protein of 311 amino acids.
AUGGAGUAUUUUCGAACUUUCUGUCCUCCAGCACCAACUCUUACGGAGAAGAAUAUUCCAGAUCAAUCUGGCAAGGUUUUUCUUGUGACUGGUGCCAACUCCGGCGUUGGUGCCGAACUGGCCAAAAUAUUAUACGGCCAAAAUGCCACCGUAUACGUUGCUGCCAGAUCCCAAGAAAAGGCUUUAGCUGCGAUCGAAGAAAUCAAGACUGCACACCCCGAGUCAACCGGGAGACUGAUGUUUCUUCAAUUGGACCUGUCUGAUUUGACCACCAUCAAAAGCUCCGCUAAUGAAUUUCUUGCGGCUGAGUCCCGCCUCGAUGUAUUGUGGCUCAAUGCUGGGGUCAUGAUGCCACCACAGGGUAGCAAGACCAAGCAAGGAUACGAGCUUCAGCUCGGGACCAAUAACCUCGGACACUUUCUGUUUGUCAAGUACCUCCAUGGUGUAUUGAAAAAGACGGCAGUCACGGCACCAAAGGGUAGUGUUCGGGUUAUCUGGGUUUCGUCUUCUGCCAUAUUGAUGGCCCCAAGCCCGCCAAUUGACUUCAACAAUAUGGAUUACCAUGAAGAGGAAAGCGCAAUGAAGAAAUACUGUCGCAGCAAAGCUGGAAAUGUAAUUCACUGUGCUGAAUAUGCCAACAGGACUGCUGGAGAUGGAGUACUCAGUUUGAGUUUGAACCCGGGGAAUCUGAAAAGUGGAUUGCAAAGACAUAUGUCUACAGCACAGACUCUAGUGGCGAAUCUGAUUCUGUACCCUCCUAUUUAUGGUGCUUAUACAGAGCUCUAUGCAGGCCUGAGUGCCGAAAUCACGGAAGAAAAUAAUGCUUCAUUUGUUGCUCCUUGGGGAAGGGUCAUUACUAUUCGAAAAGAUUUGUAUGAUCCGGAGCUGACGAAGAGAUACUGGGAAUGGUCCGAAGAACAAGUUCAGGGAUACUAA